CUUCAUUCAUUAAAGUAUUACCUAGGUUGAUAAGAUGGAGAGCAGGAACAUAGGACCUAUUAUGUCGGGAAUAUUCAACACCCUUUUGGAAAAUUUCUGGAUAAAUUUUCAUCAUAAAAUCGGCUAUAAUCUUUACAUCUGACAAAAUCUAAAAUCUAGAAUGUAUGGUAGAAACGAAUUCCUGUCUGAAAGUCGGCAUCAAUUUGGCAGUAUUUCCCCAUAGAUCCAUUAUUCGAAGCCAUUCGUCCAAGUACACUCUAUGAACAUGUUUUAUUCUUGAAUUGAGGUGAUGAUGAAUAGGGAAAGCUGUGAAUGGGGAGGUUGAAAAUUGCCACCCUCUUUUCUAAUUGUCUCGUCUCACUAGUCAGAGGCUGAUUAUCGGGCAUUGCCUCAGGGAGUGGAGGUCUGUCUAUGGUGAAGACUGGACUGUGAAUUAGUGGAUUGAAGAGUACACGUGCAGGGGCAUGGAGAUCCUUAGUGCAAGUAGCGCAGUAACUGCAGUCUCAUUUUUAUCAUGGCCGCAGAAGAGAAUAAGCUCCAAAAUGGUUUCUACAAUGUACAAUUUGAAAUUUCGUUCCAUUAAAAGAAAUGCAUCGAAUAAGGUUAAGGUAGAGAAAUCGAGUUGGGUCAGCUCAGUUGGGGGUGCCUCAGUAUGUACACUGAUGACGUCUCUGAUAUGGGGACUUACAGAGAAAGCAGCCAUUGCCCUCGAACCAAUUGGACGCUUUGAUGCAGAGGGUCCAGUGAAUGAUGUGGCUGCCUUCCUUGACAAGUACCCAUUUUUCGCAUUUGGAGUCUCAUUUGUGGUAUUUUUUGUGGUUCCUCUGCUAGGAGAUCAAGUUGAUAAAUCCAACAAAUGGGCUACAGCAGAAGAGGCUUAUUCCAAGCUGAGGGAUGAAAAAGAAUCCCAACUUGUAGAUAUUAGAACUGUAGACGAGAUCAAUGAUAUAGGUUCUCCAGAUGUUUCGAGUUUCAACAAAGAAGUUGUUCAGGUAACCUAUGACGGAGAUGAUAUUGCUUUUUUGGGUGAGAUGCUGAAUAGAUUCAAAGAGCCAGAUAAUGCCACAUUGUACAUUCUUGACAUGUAUGAUGGAAAGUCAAUGCAAGUAGCCCAGAUGCUCACACGAAAUGGUUUCAAAACAGCAUAUGCAAUCAGAGAUGGAUUCCAAGGAAGUAAUGGUUGGCAGGCAGUUGAAGAAAAACUAUUUACGAACAGUACACAAGUCGUUGCUAGAGAUGGGGCAACUGUUUCUCCAAAUCCAAAAAUCAAUGCCUCUGCCUCUUCGACAGUAAAACAAGAAUCUCUACAAGAUAAAAGUACCGAAUCGAGGACCAUGCCAUCUUCUAUGGACCCAGAAGUCAGAACUAAUUUGGUACCUCUGGGUGCUCCAGUUAUGCCAGAUAAAAAGGUUGAUGUAACUACACCAGUUCCGUCAUCUUUGGACAGAGAUGUUGGAGUGAAUUCAGCAUCUCAGACUGCACCAGUGGAAGUUUCUUCUCAGGCUCCUUCCUUGCCCAGGGCAUUGUCACCAUAUCCACAGUAUCCAGAUUUGAAACCGCCAACAUCACCCACUCCAUCUAAACCAACCAGCAAAACUGUGGAUGCUGCUACCGAUAAUGGUGCAGCUAUGGCAGAUGAGAAGGUGGUUGUUGGUGUUAGUGAGACCCCUUUCUUCUCCCAGGCAUUGUCACCAUACGCACGGUAUCCAGAUUUGAAACCCCCAACAUCACCAACACCAUCAAAGCCAACUGGAAUGGCUUUGGAUUCUGCUACAAACAAUGGUCCAGUGAUUUCUGACCAAAUUGUUGACGGCUCUGCCCGAAUUACUAAAUCGGCAAUUGAAACCCCUUGCUUCUCACGGCCAUUGUCUCCAUAUGCACAGUAUCCAGAUCUGAAACCCCCAACAUCACCAACUCCAUCAAAACCAAGUUUGGGUAAAGCUAUAGAUGCUGCUACUGGUAGAAUUCCACUGGUUUUGGAUCAAAAUGUUGAUGAACUUGCUCCAGCAAUUAAAUCUGCACCAAUUGCACCUGCUUUUGAGGCCUCUUGCCAUUACAAAACAUUAUCACCAUACUCUGUGUAUCCAGAUUUGAAACCACCCACAUCACCAACUCCAUCAAGGCCUUGAGGAGGUUUCCCCAAUGGGCCCUGUACGCAUUGAAGAGGUUUCCCUAAUUGGCCUUGUACAUAGUUUGAAAUGAACAUAUCCACUCAAAACUUCCAUGUUACUGGCAGAUGGUUGCAAUUUUCUGUUUGUAAAUUGAUAUUUUACCUUGUGGGUUUUCUAAUUCAAGAAGUCAGUCACAUUCAAUUAUCUAUUUCACAAUCCUGUAUGGAAAUAUCCUACGGUUGCAAGUUGAGAACUAGUGAGGAUGUAGUCAAGGAAUUUCCUUGUUGAUUAGGAAAAUUUUAUAGGAGGCUUAUUAUGGCUGUUGUAAAAUUGCGACUAAGAGUGCGUUUAUAUUCUUAGGAUAGUAAGUGUGAAGCAGCCUGGUAUUCUAUUACCUUUUCUGUAAUUCUUUUUCAAUCAAUUUGUUGAUGAAUGAUUUUGACCAUAAAAUGUUUAAAUUUUUUUUGUUAACAA
Cryptomeria japonica (Japanese cedar) is the source of this 2585-nucleotide messenger RNA. Its product is annotated as protein THYLAKOID RHODANESE-LIKE, chloroplastic. Lineage: Eukaryota; Viridiplantae; Streptophyta; Pinopsida; Cupressales; Cupressaceae. The transcript is spliced from 7 exons. Bases 465 to 2129 code for a protein of 554 amino acids. The record is from RefSeq and is a predicted model, not a curated record.